AUUUGUUAGCAGAGGAGGUUUGGCUUCACAGAGAAGGGGAGCUUGAGCAAGAAGUACUGGCAGAAGACUAGGAGUUCACCAGGAGUUCUAGGCAGAGGGCAAGCUUAUGCAACACCACUGAAGCAGCACGGAGAAAGAUGGGUGACAAUGGCACAUUUGCCCAGGCCAGCUACAGCGUGCAGCCCACGUCGCAUUCUCUGUUUACAUCCAAUAUCCAGGCCGGCAAUGAAGAACCCACCACCAAUUAUGACUAUGAUUACAGCUUGCCUUGUCUGAAGGUCAAUGUGAGACAGACCCUAGUUGGGCUUCUGCCUCCGCUCUACUCGCUGGUGUUCAUCUUUGGUUUUGUGGGCAACAUGCUGGUCGUCCUCAUCCUCAUCAACUGCAAAAAGCUGAAGAGCAUGACUGACAUCUACCUGCUCAAUCUGGCCAUCUCUGACCUGCUCUUCCUUCUCACCAUCCCAUUCUGGGCCCACUACGCCGUGUACGGUUGGCUCUUGGGGGAGGUGAUGUGUAAGUCAUUCACCGGGCUGUAUCACGUUGGGUAUUUUGGAGGAAACUUCUUCAUCAUCCUCUUGACCAUUGACAGGUACCUGGCGAUCGUCCACGCUGUGUUUGCAUUAAAGGCCAGAACGGUCACUUUUGGGGUGUUGACAAGUGGAGUCACCUGGGCCUUGGCUGUCUUCGCCGCUCUCCCCGGGAUCGUCUUCGGGGGACUGGAAGAGGAAGAUAUUACCUUUUGCAGCUCUAAAUUUCCAAAAGCAUGGAAGAAUUUUCAUACAAUCAUGAGGAGCAUCUUGGGCCUGGUCCUGCCCCUGCUUGUCAUGGUCAUCUGCUACUCGGCCAUCCUCAAGACCCUGCUUCGGUGCCGAAACGAAAAGAAGAGGCACAAGGCAGUGAGGCUCAUUUUCGUGAUCAUGAUGGUUUACUUUCUUUUCUGGGCUCCCCACAACAUUGUGCUUCUCCUGAGCACCUUCCAGGAGUCCUUUAAUGUGAGCAACUGUCAGAGCACCAGUCAGAUGGACCAAAUCAUGCAGGUGACGGAGACCCUUGGGAUGACGCACUGUUGCAUCAACCCCAUCAUCUACGCCUUCGUGGGAGAGAAGUUCAGAAGGUACCUCUCCGUGUUCUUCCGAAAGCACAUCGCCAAACACCUCUGCAAACAAUGCCCAGUCUUCUAUGGGGAGCCCGCGGAUCGAAUGAGUUCCACAUACACGCCUUCCACGGGGGAACAGGAGGUCUCAGUUGGCUUGUAGAGGAGUAGAAGGUUGCUUCUUGCUUUUGAUGGGGGACGGCAAUCGGUUUAUGAUAAUAAAGCCUCAAAGGUCUGUUGAAGAAGGGAGGCCUGUGAGUCUCUGAGGUGAGUGCCCAGGAACCUCAGGGUCAUGGGCACCAAGACAGACUGUGCCCCUCCCUGGGUAGCCAACGCACACUCAGAGGAUAGUCCAGAACAACUGUGGGUAGAGACCAGGACUUCUCCAAUGAGCUCCUCCCAGUUCCUGGAAAAUGCCGCAUCUGGAAAAUACUUAUGUGCUUCUCCCAGCCUUCACCUUUGCUUCAGUAGCUCUGCUAUGCUAUCCCUUUGGACAGGGGCUCAGCUGGAGGGGGGAGGGGGGCGAGUGGGCACAGGUGGAUGCGUGAGGGGGGGUGGGGUGAGGGCCGAGUGCCAGGAGGUGGGAGGUGUGCACAUGGCUGAGCCUGAGUGAGGAGGAAAGGAAGGUCUUCGUCGGUCCAGCCAGAUAGUUGUGCUACCCCCAGCCCUGCUUCCCACCAAUAUUAACUUGGAAGGCCCCACCGGCUCAGGGAGAGCUUGGGAACCCCAAGAACCCUCUGAGAGCUUCGUUUGGGUCCGAUCACCUCUCCCGUGUAAGUACAUGACACACAUUUGCUAAUUUUCCAUUUAUCCAUGACAACCAUGCAGCCUGCACUGGAAAUCUCUUACCUAUCAUGCCUCACUGUUCACGUGUGUUGUAAGCCACAUUCCCGCUAUGUAAAAAUGCAUGAACAUGUUUGUUGA
Molecule: messenger RNA, 2017 nt
Organism: Mustela lutreola (European mink)
Lineage: Eukaryota; Metazoa; Chordata; Mammalia; Carnivora; Mustelidae
Gene: CCR2
Product: C-C motif chemokine receptor 2
Exons: 2
Coding region: 138-1256 (372 amino acids)
Biological process (GO): blood vessel remodeling; inflammatory response; positive regulation of monocyte chemotaxis
Cellular component (GO): membrane; cytoplasm
Molecular function (GO): C-C chemokine receptor activity
Source: RefSeq, a predicted model, not a curated record